Hypomesus transpacificus is the source of this 1663-nucleotide messenger RNA. It is a transcript of the gene tsen2, whose product is annotated as TSEN2 tRNA splicing endonuclease subunit. Gene Ontology annotation, biological process: tRNA splicing, via endonucleolytic cleavage and ligation; tRNA-type intron splice site recognition and cleavage. The coding region runs from base 116 to 1510 and encodes 464 amino acids. Gene Ontology annotation, cellular component: tRNA-intron endonuclease complex. The record is from RefSeq and is a predicted model, not a curated record. Gene Ontology annotation, molecular function: tRNA-intron lyase activity; nucleic acid binding. The transcript has 11 exons. Lineage: Eukaryota; Metazoa; Chordata; Actinopteri; Osmeriformes; Osmeridae.
AAAUUGUCACCCCCAUCACUUAACGUGCGUUUCAGUUGCUAUGACAAGCAUGUAAAACUUUCAGUAGAUUUACCUGGUGUAUGGAUUUCCAAAUGUCUUAAGGGUACGCGCUGAAAUGUCGGAAGCAGUGUUUCAGGCACCUAAACGCCGUGCCAGAGUGUACGAAGCGUACGAAGCUCCGUUCCCCGUUCUAUUGACAGCAGAGGAUGCAAAACUACCGGUGGAUCUAGUCUACAGGGCAGAGAUAGUGAAUAAGAAUGUUAUAGUCAGGGAUCCAGAUCACAUACAGGCUUUGUAUGGCAAGGGUUACUUUGGUAAAGGGAUGCUGUCCAGAGCCAGGCCAGAUUACUGCAUCUCUAAUACGUGGGAAAAGCUUGGUGACCGUCAUCUACCGGUCAUCUCUCUAUCUAAAUAUCAACAGCGUCUGAGCUGGGUACGGGAUGGCCUUCUUGGCCAGGGAUUGGACCUGGACACUGUCAGUCAAACACUACAAAAGUUCUCACGGGAAGUAGAGAUUGUAGACAGAGAGAUGACUGGAGUUGAGAAUGGACGUAAUGAAGGUGAGACACCACACAGCCCUACCAGUGAAGGAGUGGAGAGGGCAGGAGGAAUAGACCUGGUAGAUACUUCCCAGGAGGCUGAGCUAGAUGGUCAUGUCCCCCAGGCCAAGAGGCCAAGGAGGCAGGGAGACCCCAGGUUUGACCCCCUAGCAGAACUCUAUCCAGAGGAGCCAGAGCAGGUGGACCAGCAGGUCCUAUCGAAGGUCAAGUGUGCCAGGCAUGACGACUGGAUCAUUCACUGUGGCUGUCGGCUGGAGGAGAGCCAUCUAAAGGCAGAGGCCCAGACCAGAGAGAACUCGCAGAGAGACUAUCCAGGCCAUGAGUAUGUGCUUGUGGAGGAAGAGGAUGAGGAGGAGGAAGAACAGAAGAAGGAAAUGGGAGAGAGAGAAAGACCAUUAAGGCACGUAUGCCGAAUUAACCCUUUCACACUGAUAGAAUACCUACAGCUGAGCUUAGAAGAGACAUUUUUCUUGGUCUAUGCGUUGGGGUGCCUUUCAGUUCACUACGAUGAGGAGCCAUUGUCGAUUUGCCAGCUUUGGGAAAUGUUCAGUUUUAUUCAGCCCCAUUUUGAGACAACGUACAUGGCCUACCACUAUUUCCGUAGUAAAGGCUGGGUCCCCAAGCCUGGAGUCAAAUACGGGUCAGACUUCAUGCUCUACAGAAAAGGACCUCCUUUCUACCAUGCAAGUUACUCGGUGGUGGUGGAGAGGGUAGCUGAGUCAUUCCAAGAUGCACCACUGCGACCCUUCAACUGGAGGUCACUGGCAGCACUCAGCAGAAUCACCGGCAAUGUCUCCAAGGAGCUGAUGUUUUGUUACGUCAUCUAUCCAGAGGACAUGACAAAGGAGGACCUGCGUUCUCCUGAGUGCGUGCGCAGGGUCAGAGUUCAGGAAGUCAUUGUAAGCAGGUGGAUAUCAUCGCGAGAACGCACAGAGCAAGAUGACAUUUGAUUUGUAGUUGUGGAUUGGACACUUUUCUUUUUUUACUCCUGUAUGUGUAUGCAUUGAUUGUCUUGAAGAUUCUCAAUAACUUAUAUUAGUUUGCGCUUGCGAUUUUUCCAUCACAUUUUCUGUGAAAAUACAAAUAAACAUGUUUUGCACAUG